Messenger RNA from Thyridium curvatum, 5847 nucleotides. RefSeq lists its product as uncharacterized. Gene Ontology annotation, biological process: peptidyl-serine phosphorylation; phosphorelay signal transduction system. The record is from RefSeq and is a predicted model, not a curated record. Gene Ontology annotation, molecular function: ATP binding; protein serine/threonine kinase activity. NCBI's taxonomy places the organism in Eukaryota, Fungi, Ascomycota, Sordariomycetes, Thyridiales, Thyridiaceae. The transcript has a single exon. Gene Ontology annotation, cellular component: cytoplasm; nucleus. Bases 1 to 5847 code for a protein of 1948 amino acids.
AUGAGCACAGAUCCGAACUCGCUGGCUCCUCCCGCCAUCAAGUCGUUGCGGGCGGAGACGGCGGGAGUCAUGCAGCGUUCCAUUAGCGAGGACAUACGCGAGGAGAGAGAGGACCUCCGCGAGGCUGCCGAGCAGACACUCAAUGUCAUCCUCGACCUCAACAUGGACGGCACCGUCCGCUGGGUCAGCCCCUCGUGGGUCGAUGUCAUCGGCACCCAGCCAGAGACUGUCCAAGGCAAGCCCAUCGCCGACAUCGUCGCCGGCGACAACAAGACUAUCUUUACCGACAUGGUUGAGUCCUUCAACAAGGACGAUUCCCGUAGUCAGUUCAUCCGUUUCUCCGUCAAGCUCGGCCCUCUCUCGAAACUGCUAUCUUUCGACGGCAUCAAAGAUGCAGAGGCCAGCCCCGAGGAGGAGGUCGUGGACCUCGAGGCACAGGGCAUCAUGGUCUAUGACGGCGCCUCUGGAGCCGACAGCCAUAUGAUGUGGAUGAUUCGACCAUGGGCGGCCCCACGAGAGAUCAAGAUCGACCUUCCUCCCUUUCUCGUCGAGUCGCUCGGCUCCGGCGCCGAGAUUCUCGCCAGCUAUCUCACCCAGCUUGCUGACACAAGCCUGGAAGAUCCCGCCAAUCCUGCACCGCCUCUCCCCGUCCUCUGCCGGAUAUGCGAGCGACAGAUCCCUCCCUGGUGGUUUGAGAAGCAUACAGACCUGUGCUUACAGGAGCACCGAGCCGAGAUGGACGUACAAAUGGCGCAGGAAGCCUUGACAGAGCACCGGCACGCCAUCGUCAAAGUCCUUGAUGCGCUCGAGGCACGUAAGAGCCGGUCUCUGACAGGCGAGCAGACUCCCUUACCAGUGGCUGAGUACAAAGGCAUGCCCAUCGGCCCUCCUCCCUUGACAUCGUCUUCCUCGACUACACCAUCGCCUUCUCCGGCCACAGGUCGGUCUCGCGAACGCUCGUCCGGCCUCGGCCAUGCUAGGGGCCGGUCCUUCGCCGUCCGACGGCCGCAGGCCAGAAUUGUUGAGCUGCUCCUGGACUUGUGCGACACCGCCAUCGAGAUCAGCCCGCCGGCCAUCAAAGAAUCCUCGUCACAAAACCCCGGCGAGCUCCGCACACAGUCGCCUCAGUCCGAGUCCAGGAUAUCGCAGGUGAUGCAGUGGCAAUCGCCAAGCAACAACACACUGGAGCAGGAGCAAGGCCUUGCUCUGCUCUGCGCCGAUACCGAGGGCAUAGCUAAGGGUAAGGUCGAGGCCGUCUUUAGACACCGCAAGAUCAUCGAGUACGCCGAGCGCAUCCGCGUCGAGUUUGCAGUCAUCGUCCAGGAGUGCAUCGAGGAGGCGAUGCGCAAGGCCGCAAGGAUUGCCGCCGGUUGCCUGAGCGAGAGCGAGUCCAGCGACAACGAGGAGGCCGAAUUGUCGGAAGCGACGCCCGCCCGGGAGGAGGCAUUCUUUGCCGGCUCCUUCGAUGCUCCUUCCGUACUGGAUGCAGCCAUUAGGAAAGCAAACAUCAGCAACGACGUGGAUCAGCGGCGCUUGUCCUCGGCCGCCAUGGACUCCGUCAAGUCAAACAGCCCAAAGCAGAGCCCGACGCCGCGAUCUCGCGGCACAGGCAGCGCUACCGGGCACCGGGAUACGCGAAGGGAAUCGACCGUGUUCGAGAGCGAUGCCGGGGAGAGUGACGGCAGCUUUAGGUCGUCCUCCCUGGCGUCCCGACCGCCGCCCAGGACAGAAUCUCCCAUAUCCGAGUUUGGCGACUUGCGCCGGCAAGCCAGCUCGCGGCAGCACCAUCGGAGAAGUCUUGUCCUACCAGGAUCAUCUUCGCCCCGCCGGCAAGAGUCGCCUUCGCGGUCCACACAGGCACCGUCAUCGCCUUUGCGCAUUACCAAGCCUCGCACCCUCCCCUUCCCUCCCUCGGACGGGCUCAUGUCGCCCGAGGCAUCGCCUAUGCUGCCCAGCAGCGAGUUCAGCUCUCCAAACUUCAACCACCAUCACCUUCAUCAUCACCGCAGGCAGUCUUCGGCCGCCAUGUCGCUGGGUCCGGGAGGUGACGCCGGCUCGCGGCCACCGCCGUCACCGCGACUGGCAGCCGCCAAUGCACAGCCGCUCGCCAGAGCAGUGCCGCCCUCCAUCAAAGACUUUGAGGUCAUCAAGCCUAUCAGCAAGGGCGCUUUCGGGAGCGUGUACCUGUCCAAGAAGAAGUCGACAGGAGAGUAUUUUGCCAUCAAGGUGCUCAAGAAGGCCGACAUGGUGGCCAAGAACCAAGUCACCAACGUCAAGGCCGAACGGGCCAUCAUGAUGUGGCAAGGAGAGAGCGACUUUGUCGCUAAACUAUACUGGACUUUCUCGAGCAAGGACUACUUGUACCUGGUCAUGGAGUACUUAAAUGGAGGAGACUGCGCCUCGCUGAUCAAGGUCCUCGGUUGCCUGCCGGAGGACUGGGUCAAGAAGUAUCUCGGCGAGGUUGUCCUUGGCGUUGAGCACCUGCACAACCGCGGUAUCGUCCACCGGGAUCUGAAGCCAGACAACCUGCUGAUCGACCAGAAGGGCCAUCUCAAGUUGACUGAUUUUGGUCUCUCGCGCAUGGGUCUUAUUGGUCGACAGAAGCGCGCUCUUAACAGCAACACCAACGAGCCUGUGCCGGAUCUUCUCAAGCAGGGCCCCUUUGCUCGAUCGGCAUCCAUAGCCUCCUCCCGCUCAGCGUCCCUGGACCUGCACGGGCAUGCCCACGGUCCCGGGCACUCUCCGAGCAACACGCCGCAGAUGACGCCCAGUGAUGCCGCCGGCGGUGCGCAGCCCUCAUACUUUAGUCUCGGUUCGAUGCAGCAAGAGCCCCGUCGCGUGUCCGGUCAACGCAGCGACAGCGGCGGUAGCGACGCUCUCGCGCAGAUGAUCAGCAACCUGGCCCUCACCGAUAUGCACCCGAGUCAACUUCCUCCCGCUAUCCAGUCUCCGCAGGGCGAGGGCAGCGAAGGCGAGAGCACAGGGUCGCCCGAUCUCCCUUCUCUGCAGCAAGUCAGCACCCACGGCAGCGUGGAUCCAGGCAAGAACACUCCACCACAAUCGAGCAUGCCGCCACCAAACUGGGCCCUAUUUGACCCCGAGGAUACCAACCGCCGCUUCGUAGGCACGCCCGACUACCUAGCACCCGAGACCAUCAGGGGUGAACCGCAGGACGAGACGAGUGAUUGGUGGUCGGUCGGAUGUAUCAUGUACGAGUUUCUAUUUGGCAUCCCUCCGUUUCACGGCAGCGAAGCCGAGGAGGUCUUCGAGAAUAUCCUGGCCCGCAGGAUCCACUGGCCCGACGAGGCCGAAGACGAGGUCUCUCCUGAAGCCAAGGACUUGAUCAACAAGCUGCUCUGUAUGGACCCUCAACAGCGCCUCGGUGCUAAUCGUGACGACAAGUUCCCUUCUGGCGGUGCGGAGAUUCGCAGUCAUCCUUGGUUUCAGGGUGUCAAUUGGGAUACGCUCCUACAGGAUGAGGCACAGUUCGUGCCGCAGCUCGAGAACCCCGAGGACACAGAAUACUUUGACAACCGUGGGGCCACUCUUCAGUCGUUUGCCGAGGAGAUGGAAGACCAGUCAUCUCCCGCUUCCGUGCCCGUGACCGACUAUCCCGAUCGGCCUCACGACGCCCUCUCACGCGUCCGGUCUCAGGUCAACUCGAUCAAGCGCGGUCUGAUGCCGCUGCAUAUCCCCCCGCACGUCCGUGACCUCAAGAGCAGACGGCUCAGCGAGCCAGUAGUAGCCGACGACUUUGGCAACUUUACCUUCAAGAACCUACCUGUCUUAGAAAAGGCAAACAAGGACGUGAUCCAGAAGCUUCGUGCAGAGGCCAUGGCCGCGCACAGCAAGGCCUCUGCUGUCAGCCCUGGUGGUCCCAACAGUGUCACCUCUCCGGGCGCGGGGCUCGAAGGCAGCCCGAUCCUGUCGAACCAGGUCCAGCGAACCAUGUCCAACGCGAAGGCGACGCAGAGGCCCCAGUCGCCGUCCGGUGUCAGCCAUGCGAACUCUUCUCCGAGCCGAGCUUCCCAACCCUCGUCGCCCCUGCUAGUGUCCUUCCAUGCCGGGCAAGGAAAUGAAGGUCGGCGCAAGGUGUCAAGCACUUCGUCGAGCUUGUCCCAGCCCUCGGGGAGCUCGCUACAACCCGGCACGUUCUUCGAAGUGCCUCGUGUGCCCCCGAGUCUGCAAAAGGCAGCCACAACCGUCGCCGCCUCGCCGGUUAAGGGCCGGGGUGCGCCCCCGCCGUUGCCACUAUCGCCCCAAAAGGUCGUGGCCACUCCCAGGCACCCGAGCAGCUCGACGAGCCGCUCCCGGUCCCUGACUGUGGGCUCGCAGGAGGGCAGUCCGGUAGCUGCAGACCUGCUAAACCACCGUAACCGUCGCAGUCAGGUUUUUGACAUGUCCCCGUCCUCGUCCGACAACGAGGGCGAGAAGGCCAACGCGCUGCUCAGGGUCCAGCGCCGGCGGCAGAGCUCUCGGCGCAUGUCGCAGAUUGCCCUCGACGGACCCAUGUUCCGGCCCCUCGACGUGCUCAUCUGCGAGGACCACCCCGUCUCAAGGAUGGUCAUGGAGAAGCUGUUGGAGAAGCUCCGCUGCCGCACGAUAUCGGCAACGUCGGGCCCGGAAGCGGUCCGCUAUGCCAUGAGCGACAUCAAGUUUGACAUCAUCUUUAUGGAGUUCAAGCUGCCCCAAAUCAACGGCGCAGAUGUUGCUCGGAUGAUUAGAGACACCAGCAAUGCCAACUCGCAUACGCCCAUCGUCGCCAUCACCGCCUAUCUCAAGGAGCUUCAGGCCAAACAGCACUUUGACUCGCUUAUCGAGAAGCCCAUCAGCUCGUCCAAGCUGACCGAGGUCCUAGGCAACCUCUGCCAGUGGAAGCCGCCGACAACCAGCCAGCAGAACUCGGUCUCCCUGGCGCUUGCUCACCCAAUUCCCUCCGGUCUGCGGCAGGAGAGCAUACGCCUUGAGGACAGCCCUACCUCCAGCUCUUCGAUGUUUGCCCUUCGUCCUGGCAGCAGCUUCCGAGGCUCGAGUCGAGAAGAUUCUAUUAGCUCUAGCCUCUUUGGCGACUCCGAGUCUGUCACUACCGAUGACAUUCCGGUGGUUAUCAGCCGCAAGGCUACCGGAGACUGGCCCGACGAUGCCGGCCUUGGCAUUUCGCAAGAAGAAGCCCUGCUCAACUCGAGCGAGCCGCUGAAGUCGCCCGUCCAUCUCAUAUCGCAGCAAUCGGCGCCAGGGAUGAUGGAGCAGACCCGCCUGCCGAUCCCGGCGCCCGUGCCUCGUCGGUCUCUCGAGAAGCUGAAGGCCAAGAGAGAGGCCAUCGAGAAGCGACGCAUCGAUGGCAGCAUCGACUCGGCCGACGACGAAGACGAUGAACUCGGCCUGGGCCUGAGCAACCUCAGCGUGAGCAACACCAACACGAGCAGUGGUAGUAGCAGCGGCAGCACCGGGGGCAGCGGCAGCGCCAACGCGACGCAAAUGCGGCAGCACUUCCGGUCCAAGUCGGUUCUGCCGUCUUCCAAGCUGGGCAUCGAGAUGAUGCGCGCCAAUAGCCAUGACAGCGUCAACGUGGAGUCCAAGGGGGUCAACGUCAUCAUGCCGCAUCGCGGGCUCGAGGAGUCGCCCGGCCCGAUCGAGGAUGAAGCCGACGAGGGGGACACUACUGUCAUACACACGCCGCCCGGUGAUCACGGCACGUCGUCCGAGGACAACACGACUGUCGUCGGGGUGGACGAGACGCCGCGGCCUUUGGGUGGCGGUGGGUCCAUUCAAGCUGACGACGAGCCGACGCCGCGGCCGCCUGUUAAGUCUGCUACGACGGGCAUGGACGCGGGUGGGUUCAUCUGA